CAUCUCCUCCGAGGUGCUGCUGAGCGCUGUCUCUGGCCAGAGCUCGCGGCCGUGCUGGGUUUGCUGUGGUUUCUCCGUGAGCGCUGCCUGAUAUGGUCCUGAACGUGGUGAGCACAUGACUUCGGAGAUGGACAACCGGGUCCAUUACAAGUCGUGAUUGGCCUUAAGUUGACUGCCAAGCAGUGCAGAGCUCGGCAGGAAUUCUCUCAUUCCUGGUUUUUGCCUGUCCUCUCUCCUCACCCCUCCAGCACAGCAUCAUGUACGGCAGCGCUCGCUCGGUGGGCAAGGCAGAGCCCAGCACGCAGAGCCCCGGCCGCUCGCCGCGCCUGCCGCGCUCUCCGCGCCUGGGCCACCGGCGCACCAACAGCACGGGGGGCGGCUCGGGGAGCGGCGCCGGGGCCGCCAGCGGGAAAACCCUUUCCAUGGAAAACAUCCAGUCCUUAAACGCCGCCUACGCCACCUCCGGCCCCAUGUACCUGAGCGACCACGAGAACGUGGGCGCCGACACGCCCAAGAGCACCAUGACGUUGGGGCGCUCGGGGGGCCGGCUGCCUUACGGGGUUCGCAUGACGGCCAUGGGCAGCAGCCCCAACAUCGCCAGCAGCGGCGUGGCCAGCGACACCAUCGCCUUCGGGGAGCACCACCUGCCCCCCGUCAGCAUGGCGUCCACCGUGCCACACUCGCUGCGCCAGGCCAGGGACAACACCAUCAUGGACCUGCAGACGCAGCUCAAGGAGGUGCUGAGGGAAAACGAUCUGCUCCGCAAGGACGUGGAGGUGAAGGAGAGCAAGCUCAGUUCUUCCAUGAACAGCAUCAAGACCUUCUGGAGUCCCGAGCUCAAAAAGGAGAGAGCUCUGAGGAAGGACGAAGCUUCGAAAAUCACCAUUUGGAAGGAACAAUAUAGAGUUUUGCAAGAGGAGAACCAGCACAUGCAGAUGACUAUCCAGGCUCUCCAGGACGAGCUGCGGAUCCAGAGGGACCUGAACCAGCUGUUCCAGCAGGACAGCAGCAGCAGGAGCAGCGAGCCCUUGGUGGCCGAGCUGACCGAGGAGAACUUCCAGCGCCUGCACGCCGAGCACGAGCGCCAGGCCAAGGAGCUGUUCCUGCUGCGGAAAACCUUGGAGGAGAUGGAACUGAGGAUUGAGACGCAGAAACAGACCUUGAAUGCACGGGAUGAGUCCAUCAAAAAGCUGCUGGAGAUGCUGCAGAGUAAAGGACUGUCAGCAAAAGCCACCGAGGAGGACCACGAGCGGACGCGAAGGUUGGCCGAGGCAGAGAUGCACGUGCACCACCUGGAAAGCCUUCUUGAACAGAAGGAAAAGGAGAACAACAUGCUGAGAGAGGAGAUCCACCGUCGCUUGGAGAACGCUCCCGACACGGCCAAGACAAAGGCUCUCCAAACUGUUAUUGAGAUGAAGGAUUCAAAAAUUUCUUCCAUGGAGCGUGGCCUCCGGGAUUUGGAGGAGGAGAUUCAGAUGUUGAAGUCAAACGGAGCCCUGAGCACAGAGGAACGUGAGGAGGAAAUGAAGCAAAUGGAGGUGUACCGAAGCCAUUCCAAAUUCAUGAAAAAUAAGGUAGAGCAACUGAAGGAAGAGCUAAAUGCCAAAGAGGCUCAAGGGGAGGACCUGAAAAAGAGAGUGGCUGGUCUCCAGACCGAGAUUGGGCAGGUGAAGCAGGAGCUGUCCCGCAAGGACACGGAGCUGCUGGCCCUGCAGACCAAGCUGGAGACCCUGACCAACCAAUUCUCUGACAGCAAGCAGCACAUCGAGGUGCUCAAGGAGUCCCUGACAGCCAAGGAGCAGAGAGCUGCCAUCCUGCAGACAGAGGUGGAUGCGCUGAGGUUACGUCUGGAGGAGAAGGAGACCAUGCUGAACAAGAAGACAAAGCAGAUCCAGGAGAUGGCAGAGGAGAAGGGCACUCAGGCAGGCGAGAUCCACGACCUCAAGGACAUGCUGGAGGUGAAGGAACGCAAAGUUAACGUUCUUCAGAAGAAGAUUGAGAACCUGCAGGAGCAGCUGAGGGACAAGGAGAAGCAGAUGAGCAGCUUGAAGGAUCGAGUGAAAUCCCUGCAGGCUGACACCACCAACACCGACACUGCCCUGACCACGCUGGAAGAGGCUCUGGCGGAGAAAGAAAAGACCAUUGAGCGUUUAAAGGAGCAGCGUGACAGAGAUGAACGUGAAAAACAGGAAGAGAUCGACAACUACAAGAAAGACAUUAAGGACCUGAAAGAGAGAGUCAGCAUUUUACAAGGAGAUCUCACAGAGAAAGAGACAUCAUUACUGGAUCUUAAGGAACAUGCCUCAUCAUUAGCUUCAUCUGGACUGAAGAAAGAUUCGAGACUCAAGACACUGGAAAUUGCAUUAGAACAGAAAAAGGAGGAGUGUUUGAAGAUGGAAACACAACUGAAGAAGCACCCUGAAGUUUUAUUGAGUCAUCCAUCCAAGCUAGCUCACGAGGCAGCCCUGGAGGCGAGGGCCAGCCCCGAGCUGAGCGAGCACACGCAGCAGCUGGAGCGCGACGUGGCGCGGUACCGCCAGGAGUCCGGCAAGGCACAGGCCGAGGUGGAUCGGCUCCUGGACAUCCUCAAGGAGAUGGAAAACGAGAAGAAUGACAAGGACAAGAAGAUAGCAGAACUGGAAAGCCUCACCUCAAGGCAAGUUAAAGAUCAGAAUAAGAAAGUAGCAAAUCUGAAGCACAAAGAACAAGUGGAGAAAAAGAAGAGUGCACAGAUGCUGGAGGAGGCCAGGAGACGAGAGGAUAACCUUAAUGACAGCUCCCAACAGCUUCAGGACAACCUGCGUAAAAAGGAUGAUCGCAUCGAAGAAUUGGAGGAGGCACUCAGAGAAAGUGUUCAGAUAACUGCAGAGCGGGAAAUGGUGCUAGCACAAGAGGAGUCAGCCAGGAUCAAUGCUGAGAAACAGGUAGAAGAGCUGAUGAUGGCAAUGGAGAAGGUCAAACAGGAGCUGGAGUCAAUGAAAGCAAAGCUGUCCUCCACACAGCAGUCUUUGGCUGAGAAGGAAACCCACCUGACCAACCUACGAGCUGAAAGAAGGAAACAUUUGGAGGAGGUCCUAGAAAUGAAACAAGAAGCCCUUCUUGCUGCCAUUAGUGAAAAAGAUGCCAAUAUUGCUCUGCUAGAGCUUUCAUCCUCCAAGAAGAAGACUCAGGAUGAGGUGGCUGCACUGAAACGAGAGAAGGACCGUCUUGUGCAACAGCUCAAGCAGCAGACGCAGAACCGUAUGAAGCUGAUGGCUGACAACUAUGAGGAUGACCACCUCAAAUCCUCAUCCCAUUCCAACCAAACCAACCACAAGCCCUCCCCUGACCAGAUAAUUCAGCCCCUGUUAGAACUCGAGCAGAACCGCAGCAAGUUGAAGUUGUACAUCGGCCAUCUGACAGCCCUGUGCCACGACCGCGACCCCCUGAUCCUGCAGGGCCUCACCCCGCCCGCCUCCUACCACCUGGACAGCGACCAGGCAGCCUGGGAGAGGGAACUGCGCAGGAUGAGCCAGGAACAGCUGCACGAUGAGCUGGAGAAGGGGGAGAGGGAGAACGCGGAGCUGCAGGAGUUCGCCAACGCCAUCCUGCAGCAGAUCGCGGAUCACUGCCCCGACAUCCUGGAGCAGGUCGUCAACGCCCUGGAGGAGUCCUCCUGACCUCCACCAGUCCUCCUGGCCACCAGUCCACAGAGCAGCACACCAGCAGCCAAGCCCAGUCAGUCCACGGAGCCGUGGGAGUGGAGAGCAAUGUGAAAGACAGAACGUGGAAUAGAAACUUCCGGUGCACCUUUGACAAAGAAAACAAAGGCAAAAAAAAACCCUUCUAAAAACUUCAUGCUCUCUAGGUUCUUCCAGUCUAUGAUUAAUCAGCCAUUUUUGUAUUCAUCUUUUCACUGCCUUUCUACUUUAGAACCCAGUUCCUCAGUGACUUUGUUGGUUGUGACUUUUGGAUACAGCUAAGCAGAGCUCUUCCAAGUCUACUGAGCAAAGAAGAGGGGAUCCACUGAACACAAGCAGCUCUAGUUCUCCAUGAGGUUGCAGAAGAGUAGCCCUCACCUUUCAUUAAUACAUUGCUUUUUCCUUCUUAUCUUCUUCCCUUCUUCCUGUUUUUUAUUUUCAUGAAAGCUGAAGGCCUGAAUUUCUUAGUGCUAAAGCCAAACCUGAGUGUGCCCUGAUUAUGGCUCAUGACUGGCCAGCAUCAGCUAGCUCAGGUCUUGCUGCCUGUCUCAAUGCUUCUUAUGUUCUUAAAUAACAGAGUGAGGAGAGGAAAGUUUCCCUACUUGCUCCUGUUUCAUCUAGCAGCUGGGGAGAAAAGGUAGGGAUACUGGUACUUUCUGUUUACUUAACUUGGGUUUUGAUUGUUCACUGGUCUGACUCUGAAGUGCUAGGUGGGGCAUUUUUUUGAGGUAACUGUUUUCAUCUGUUGAUUUUGGGGGGGAUUUUAGAUGAGUUUUCUCAUCAUAGUUCUGUGUCUCCUAAGUUCUUACUUUAUAGAGAGCUCUCUCCCUUGGAGCAGGUGUGGUCAACAGGUCAGUUCCCAGCUUUAACUUGUAUAGUUUGUCCAGUUUUUCAGGCCAUAACUUUGUGAACACUAGCUGUCAUCAGAAUAGUCUUAGGCAUUCUGUAAAUGAGAAAUUUGCAUCAUUUAGCUUAAAAGUAGAAUUUUAAAGCUAAGUUAGGUAAAUCAGUAGCAUAGUCCUUACUAUAAUUAUAAUUUAAUUUAUUUUUGUUUAGCUUACAUUGAAUUUGAGUUCAGAGCAAUAACCCUUAUGAAGAGGAGCAUCUCUGCUGGAGUUGGCACCCAGCUGAGUAGAUAGGUGUAAAAUCACAGCUUUACUUAAACCAGUGCAAUUCUUCUGUGUGUGUGAGAGGCCUUAGUUCUAUUCCCAUCCACCUUCAACACUCGUUACAGCUCCUGCUGAUAGGUAACAUGACCUGAAAUCCCAGGUCAGUUUGUCAUUGUAGCAAGUCAGAAAUCCUAUUUUAUGAGUAGGGCUUGGGUGUUCAUUCUUGGGCUAUGCAUUAAUGGGGAGACACGUUUUUUCCUGGCUGCCAGUGGUUAUGUGUGUCUGGGGGCAUCUGCAGGACAGAACCCUGUAACACGUCCCCACGUCCUCCUCAAAGGAGCUGCUGCCUUUGGCUGGCUCAUAUUCACUUCAGAGAGCGAGGGGAAGGCAAAAGGAGACCAAAUAUCAACACAGCACUGGAAGAAAUCCUGGUUUUCUAGUCACUAGCUAAUUAUGGAUCCCCUCAGUAAACUUCCCAUUCAGAGCUGCAGUUUAAUUCCAUGUGGCUUACUACACUUUGGGCUUAAUCACUAGGCUGUUAGCUAAGGAAAAUGUUGCAGGCCCUUUCAAGAAAACUGCAUUUCUUGUGUCUCUCAGAUCCACAGCACAGCUCACCUGUAGGUCUUCCACACCUUGUUUUUAUCUUUAGAAGUGACCAAUGGCUUCCAGCAGAAAGGAGAUCAGCAAAAGUUUGAGUAAGGGAAGAUGUACCCUGUAGAUCUUCCAAACAAGAACUGAAAAUUGGGAAAAACUAAAACUUUACGUAGGCUCUAUUGGGAAUUAGCUGAUUUAAAAUAAAUCACAUCCCCAUUGAUUCUACUGUAAUAAUUCAGCAGAAGGAGCUGCAUUCAUAGCCAGGGUGUCUAGGAAGAAGUCUCAAAAAAAGAGGCAAUUUUCAACUUUUGCAACUUUGGAAUUGCCAGUGCUUUGCAAAUCAGGAGAGCUAGCUUUAGUUCUUCCUGUCAUAGCAGCCUGUGUCUGAAGCUUUUUUUGUGUGUCAUUUGUGAGGGGAGUAAUGGGAACCUGAAUGUGUGGAGGGGGGGAAUGCCGGAAGGCCAGCAGACAGUGACUGUACACACUGCUGGGCCCUGCCUCAUGCCAGAACCACCCCUUUGCUCCCAUUAUUUGAGUCAGCACGUUUCGAUAGGAGCUGUUGUUUUGAAAUCUUUCCUCUUGCUUUUUCUUCAUCACCCCUAAUUACUCACUCAAGGAAUUUAAUGCCGCCUGUAAAAGCAUCAGAGCCAUCAGCCCAGCAUCAUCGGCCACCGCCACCCCUCCUGACUCUCUCAUUAACUUAUAUGGUCAAACCUCCAGCUGCCCUGGUUCCCUGCUGUAAAACAAUCCUUCCUCUGUGAGAAGCUGUGGAAUUUCCCUUAUCGAUGGUUCAAAUGACUCCUGCUUGUAAACCUCUUACUGAGAUGUUCCUUGAUAGCGUUUCUGCUGGAGGCAGGGGGAGGGGAUGGGAGCCAGGGGCCAUCACUUCGGGCUGUUAUUUCAAUUCCCUGGCUCUCCUGCCUUGCCCACACAUGGCAGGGAAGUGCUGCUGCUCCCUCAGCAUCUCCAAGUCAGCUUGUGGCUGCAUUUCUGUAGUUCAGAGUGCCCCAGGCGAAGGCCCGGUGCUGUCACGGCAGCGUGUGCAGGAUCUGUGUGUCGGCAGCCCGGUGAAGCUCGCUGUUUACACAUCUCCCAUCCUCUUCCCAGGGAGGAUUCGUCAAGCCUGGCUGGUUUUCACGCUGGCCAUUUGGUCCUUUAUCUGCCAGCCACACACCUGCUGUUCCUUCCAUCUGAAUUGUUGGGCCCUGGCGAUUUUCUCGUUAACCACUGCUAUCUCCUAGGUCUUGUAGGCUUCCCAUCUUAAAGAUUGAUCUCUGUAAAGUGCUUUCAGGGAGGGAGCAGAUCUCCUUCAGGAACAAUCUUGAUCCAACUUGAUCUCCACUGAACUGUUUCAGGUAAUCUCUGAUCCUGUGUCAGCAGAGAUCCUGUGGUGAACAGCUCGAGGAGCUUUGGGCUUUGGGAGGUACUGCUGGCCACCAUUUAGUGCUGAACAUGACCACUGAAAGCUUUUUCUUUUCCCUUGUAUGGAGUGCCACACCACUGGCCUUAAGGCAACAAAGGGAUUUUAUCCUCAUAACCCAUCAUGGAAUUGAAUAUGAGGCACAUGGGAGAAGGGCCUUAUGUGGCAUACCCUGCAGUGCUGAUCCAGCUGCCUAACCCACCACUGCUCUUUUAGGAUUGUAUUCCCAAGUGUCAGCAGCCAGGCCGAUGCAGUUUCCUACCACAGCAGUCCUGCAGUGCAGCAGCUCUAGGAAAUCAGGGGCCUUUCCCAGGGACCCCAGGGAAAUUUGCUCUUUCUUCUCCUGUUGAAUGAAGCUCCAUUUUCUCCAGGAGCUGUGGAAGUUUCAGCUGCUUUGAUGCUACUUUUUUUCCUUCUGAGCUUCUCUUCAUUUGUAGAGAAGCUGAGAGAUGUAAGGACUCUAGGAGCUGUUUGUAGGACAUUAAUAAGGUCAUUUUGGCAGGGUUUGGGCUAAAAAAUAACUGAAGCCUGAAGCCCAAUGUACACUGCAAAAGCUGACACUGCAACCACACUUGUUCACGAUAUCCACCAGUCCAAGUCCAUAUUUUCCUCUGAAUCCAACCUCAUGUAAAACACUAAAAGGACAUAACACUAGAAUUGCAGGGUGAGGACAUGAGCACUGUUUGCCAUUGGAAGAAGAAUUACCUGGCAUGCUCCCAGAUGAAGCUCUAAGCUUCUCCAAGUACUCUCUCUCGUUUUGACUGCCUUUAACCAGCUUUCACUCCAGAAAAUGCCAAACCCUCCUUGGAGUAUCCAGUUUUUGCCAAGUCCUGGGGACAGAAGGUCUGACGUGACGCGCGGAACCCCGUACGCCGUUUCUCGUUGCACGGCUGGAAUAUCCCUUCUCUAGAAAAUUUCCUGGUACUUUUGGGCUCUGAAAUUUGCACAAGGGAGCAUAAAUGUCAUAGAUCUUGCAGAGAUAACCCUGGUUUUUGAACCAAAGGGGCACCUCUUUUCAUUUGCCCUGUAAUUCCCACCCGUUCUGCUGCUAGGGCUCAAUUUGUUGGGAAAUUUUCACAUCUGAAGAGGGUUGAUAGGGUUGAGUCCCCACUCCUGUACUAAUUGCCAAUAGCUGCCACUGCAGGGCUCUUUACAAAGGAUGUAGAGUCAUGCUCUGAUACCAUUUUAAAGCAAAAAAUGUCACUCUAUACGUAACACGUACGUCCCUCGAAUGACUCCAGUGAAGUGCUGAAGGGAAAAGUACAAUCAAGGCAUCUGAUACUGAGAGGAAGCCUCUCCUCAGCUCCACGCCAGCACUGGAAGAGGGACCUGGAGAGGCUGUGGAAGGCUGUGGAUAACCAACACUCAGUGUGGAUAACCAACACUGCCCCAGCGGGGUGGGAGGGUCGGGCACGGGGCACCAGGGGCCAACUCUGCUGACCCCUCUCAUCCGCGUGGUGAGGAAGAGGAGUGUCAGGGGGUUUUUUUAAACACAACAAUGUUUUUAAUUGUUUUUUCCACAAAAAAAUGGAAGGAACCUUAUGCAACAGCAGAUCCUUCUGAACAAAAUGGCUGUGUCCACUGACUAUUUUUAAAACAAAAAAAACAAAAAAAAAAAAAAAAAGAAAAAAAAGAGAAAAACUGUUUCAAAACUUUUUAGUGUCAAAAGCAUAAACUCAGAAAUCCUGACUUUUUCCAGUGUGUGUGGUGAGUGCUGUAACCCUGUCAUCAGUAUCUCCCCUGACUUUUUCAGGGGUGUUUUUUUCUCCUGUUUUGUUUUCUGCUUGUCGAUAUUGUCUGUGUGGUCCUAAGGCUGGGGCAGUUACCAACAAUGUGUGUCUGUUGUCAGAUUGAAAAAAAAAAAAAAGAUAGUAGUAGAACUGAAAAAGAUGUGUUUUAAAAAAUAUAUAAAAAUAAAUUUCAUUAAAAGGAAUUCAAGUAAAGAAGCAACAAAGCCAUGACUCCUCCUCUCAGGAUUGUACAGAAAAGGAUUUGUGGGCUUAUAAUUAUAACCAGUUGCCUUUCACAGGCUUUUGAGGUCCAAGGCAGCUUGGCCUCUUAGGAAAUGUUACAAACCCUGUAUAAAUUCCUGCUUUCCCAGGUUUAUACUGUACAUGUGUAAGACAGAAAUGGGCAGAAUGAAACAGUGUUUUGGAACUCAGUCUUUUCUGGUGACAGUUAUCAACACCAGGUGUCCCCUAAAAUGGGAACCACAGAUGUGAAUGGGCCAAAAGCAGUGGACAAAUGUUCUGUGUUCUCCAUCCCACCCCUUAUGGCAGGGACACAAUCAAGUGAAGACCAGCUAGUGCAGGUAGUUGUGUGUAGGUUCAUUCUCAAGGUUGGGUUUCCUUGCCUCUGGUGUUGGUACCCAAGCGUUUUGGGGCAGGAAAGGACCAGCAGCCACUUUCUGCUCUGGAUGUACCAAGGACUUGCAUUGCUUGAAAGGAGCAACAUGAGGUUAAACUGGUGUGUAAAGUUAACAAAAAACCCCUGACAAAUGGCUUUACCUAUGAACACAGGUAAACAAUUUCAGUAAGCAGAUGUAUUUUUAUUUGUGUUGUUUGUCCCCAUUUUGCAAGCUAGGUUCACAUCUUGAAAACCAAGUCCAUUUGGUUUUAAGUAGGUAUUCCCAUUAGGCUCUUGGUGCUUUGGUAGGGCUUUUUGUUCAAAAUAUUGGCUUCUUCCACUUGGAAACUAGCAAAAAAUGGAUCCAUUGGUCAUGUAUACUUCUAUUUGUUAUAAAAUGUGGUUACCUUAAAAACCAAAUUUGAAGCCAAAUUUUAAAAGUAGACAUUGUUGCUUUUAUCUGCCCCAUCUUCCCAGCCCUCUGCAGACAAGGCCAAGUCCUCCCUGCCCAGGGGUGGCUGCAUUUGGCCCCUCAUUACACACUCAUGACAGUAUAACUGGGGAGGCUCUCGUGUAAGAUGCCUUUAUUUGUUCAGAUGCUGGAGGAGGACGAAUCCAAUGGGACCACAAACAGGGGAAUAACUUCUGUGCUAGCCCAACAUGCUGCUCCAAGCCCACUAAAACAGUAAAUUGCCGUUUCCUUCCAAGGCAGCGAAUGAGGAGAGCUGCACAAAUCAUCUGUGGAGUUGGGUUCUGGGGGAUGCUCCCUGCACUCCACACACACAGAUCUCUCAUUUGCUUUGGAAGAGACGUGUUGCACUUUAGUGGAGGGGGAGGCAGGCUUUAGGGAUGGGAUCUAGUGUACUUGAAUUCCUUUUGGAAAUGACAGCAGCGGGAGACAUUGGUGUCCGUGAUGCAAGUGCGCACGCUGCCUUCAACUUGUAUGUGUUUUAUUGCUGGAGUCAUGUUACUGACAGGAUAAUGAAAUUGCAAAGAAAAUGUGUUAUAUUCAACUUUGCCUUGAUAAUAUAAACACUUUGUUCUUUUUUU
Molecule: messenger RNA, 10199 nt
Organism: Parus major (Great Tit)
Lineage: Eukaryota; Metazoa; Chordata; Aves; Passeriformes; Paridae
Gene: ERC1
Product: ELKS/RAB6-interacting/CAST family member 1
Exons: 22
Coding region: 258-3659 (1133 amino acids)
Biological process (GO): regulation of synaptic plasticity; neuromuscular synaptic transmission; maintenance of presynaptic active zone structure
Cellular component (GO): cytoskeleton of presynaptic active zone
Molecular function (GO): structural constituent of presynaptic active zone
Source: RefSeq, a predicted model, not a curated record